GACCUGCAGGAUGCGGUGCAGCAGGAGGGCGUUGAGCUGCAGGAGCAGCGGGGAGACCGUCGGGAGCUGGAGGAGACCCUGGAGAAGCUGGAGCAGCACAGGGGGGAGCUGGAGGAGCAACUCAAACUGACCAGGCUGGAGUGUGUCCAGGAGAGCCAGCAGGUCAGACACACACAGAGAUGAAAGCUGCUAUGACUGCUGUUACUGAAUAAAACAUAACAAAUAACAGUUUUUAUGCGUAAUGCUCAUUUCUAUCAGUGAAUGUUUAUUGCAUGUUUUGUCAUUUUUAUGCAGUCAUCUGCUGUGAUGGUGAGACACUGAACAAUAAAGACAUUUACCAACCAUAGACAGACUUGGUUGGUUUGUGGUCAGUUCAGGCCUCUUCUCCAAUCUUCAAAUGAAUAAAGAUUAUAUUCAUCCAAAUUAUCCUUGCUACCCUUCACUGCUCCGAAGUUAGCGCCCUCUGACUCGGCUGUCUCCUCCUUUUCUCCUCCUCUGUCCCCUGUGCCUCCUCUUCCCAAUACAGAUCCUGUCCCUGCAGGCGGAGGAGGUGGCCAGGGAGAUGAAGGUGGAGGACUAUGAGCAGGAGCUGGCCAGGGCCAGGAGGAAACUCAAACAGCUGAAGAUGGAGGUCAGAACGGCCCAGGGGAAGGUGGAGGAGGCGGGUGAACGCACCAUUCCGCUGGAGGAGUCCAUCAGCCAAUCAUACGAUGAGAUUUUACAGGUGGGUGUUGAAGACUAAUCCCUUCCAUAUACUGUAUGUCACCCUCUGGCUAUGAACUCAAUUCAUUGUCCUUCAAAAUGACUGCUACAGAAGCACUGGAUUGAUGACAGCAUUGCGAUAGGCUAGUCUUUCAUGUAUCCAGUCAUUAAUCCAGUCCUGCAGUUAUAAAAAGGGACAGUGGUCACAAAAGACAGCAUACAUGCCCUGGGCUAUGGUCAUAAGGGAGAGCAUUCAAGCUUGAAAAGCCCAUUAAGAGAAUUGGACCACGGCCUCUGAUAUUUCCUGCCACUGUGUCUCCUGUUGUACUCCUCACAUGGCAGCUGGAAGCCUGGGAGGGUUAGCGAAUAAGAUAGUCUCGCUUGCCAGGCUUCUAGGGUUCUCCUAGAAUGCCAGGAUGCAGAGAGAAUAUGAGAAUAUAGUAUCAUAGGAGGCUGGUGAGGGGAGGAUUCCAUUCCAGCCAUUACAAUGAGCCCGCCCUCCCAACCGCCUGUGCAAUCAGACUAUAUGCGUGUGUGAUCGACUGGGGUUCAAACAAAGGUCUCAGUCAGACCAUCAGGUGAUGGUGGUAGUGAUUCUGUGUUAUUUCAGUCCCCUGCUGACAGGUGAUUACUGUGUAGCCUUCAUCAUGCCCCCAGUGUAUUGAUCUGUGUUGUCACGGUAGCUGCACCAUGCAGACGAGCUCCAACCCCCCCGUGGGACUGGAAGGGUGAAGAGGCUGGUCACAUCGAUCCGUUAUGUGUGCCAUUAAUCCUCCAUGUUGAUUUUUGCUCCUUUUAAUCAUACUGCGCCUUUAGAGAAAAGCCUUCAAGCUGUAAUAGACCAAUAUAUAAUAUCAGCUGGAUUUCUUUUGUUUGCUGAUGAUGUACCAGAGAUAAUCUUUAAACAGACAACAGUCAUCGGUUCAGAGAGUUCAAAAGGUCUAUGUUAUUGGAUAGACAAGCACAGUGUCUUUCAACAGCCGUGUGCCUGGCACUUAGGGCCAACCACUUACUUACUUGGCUUCCCUCUAUCUCUUCCUGUUCCGGGCAAAGCUAACACAUAUAUACACUUCCCUGAGAUGUAUCAUAUGUAUUUGACAAAUAGUGGCUUUCGUUGAUGUCUGCUGUGGACUAGGAGGAGCAGACGCUCAGUACACUGAGGGGGGAGCGGAUGGGAGAUGCAACACUGCCAGACCACCAGCAAGUGGAGUCAAACGACACAUCUCCCAGCAGCCUCAGGACAGAGGAUGGAACUCUGGACAUACCCGAUGUACCAGCCAGGUCAUGGGGCAGGAGCCAAUCACUGCCUGUCUAUGCUGAAAUCCUGGUAUGUGUCAUACAAAUGGGUUUAAAUCCGACAUAAUUUCCAUCAUAACCGUAAAGUUUGGGCGGCCUAUUCUCUCUUUUCACAGGCAAACCUUGGGUGCGCGGCUCGCGCUAAGGACGGAUUGUCUUAUACACAAGAAGAGGAGGAGGAGGAGGUGGAGACACCUACACCAAGCACACCAAAGGUAUGACUACCAACUCAGUAAAGUAUUGUAAACCAAUAAUCAUUUGGAGAGACUGGCGAAUUACUAAAUUAACCUUUCACUGCACUGGGCUGUAUAAGGGUCACACAGAGUGUUUCUUGGUAGUCUUAAACAAAUCUACUUUGAAACAAAAUUAUACACCUCACACACAUGGUUAUGGGCUUUAAAAAAAGAAGACACCUGCACCAUGUCAGAUAUAAAGUUGAAAUAUAUUCAAUUUUGAGUUUGCAUCCCAAUAUUACACUUUAUAUACAUUUACAUUUGACAUUUUAGUCAUUUAGCAGACGCUCUUAUCCAGAGCGACUUACAGUUAGUGAGUGCAUACAUUUUUUUCAUACUGGCCCCCCGUGGGAAACGAACCCACAACCCUGGCGUUGCAAGCGCCAUGCUCUACCAACUGAGCUACACGGGGCAUCACAGAAGACUGAACUAUAACAAUACUGUUUGACAUAGAAACACCUGAUCUUUUUAUUUAUUUAUUUAAAUAAUGUUGAUUAAUUAUGAAAUUAUGAAACAUAUUAAUAACAUUCCACCCAUGAGGCCACUAGGUCAUUUGAAUGCAGGGCUAUAGUGUAUGCUGGAUGUAUGAGGAAAAGUCCCUUCAUCUGUGAGAAAUGUUUAUCCUAUACCUCUUUAGCAGAUACAUAAGGGAAAAGAGGAAGAGAAAGUGGAGGAGGAAGAAAAUAUUUCCCAGACACGAUCCACCAGUAGCAUCGCAGUCGAAGAUCUAGACUUCUACCACCCCGACCCCUUCAUUCACUGUGAAUCUGAAUGUGAGCAUCUGUUCUCUGUUCCAUAUGCUUUGAUGAUGAUGAUGGUACGGAUGAAGAUGAUAACGGUGAAGAUGAUAAUGAAGAUGAUGGUGGUGAUGAUGAUGAUGGUGGUGGUUGUGGUGAUACUGAAGAUAAUGAUGCUUGUGAUUAUGAUGAUGAUGAUGGUGGUGGUGCUCAUUUUCUUUUUCCAGAUGACCUUUUCAAAGAUGAUAACCUCUUUGCCAAGACAUAUAAAUCUGGUGAGUGACAUUCAUAUAUAAAACUUUGAGAAUAUGAUUGAUUGAUUAUGAUGAUAUGCUACAGCAUUAUCCAGGCCUCUAAUUCUAUUGCGACUGAUCCUUUCUCCUAGAUGAUGACCCGUUCAAAGGCACGGACCCCUUCGCUGCAGACAUCCUCUUCCGAGAGGGGACAGAGGAGCCAUAUCCAUCCACUGACCCUUUCCCAGACACUACUGCCCGCCUGGAACCUGGAUCUAACGAGGUGACAGACAACAGCCUCUCCUGCGCUGAAAACAAAGCCUCUACCGGCACCCAGUGCUUUGAGUCAGAGUUCCCCGACGAGGAUGAAUCCAGUGACAUAGAAAUCAGUUACAGCAGGGAGGAUCUGGACACUGUUCACACGGACGCUGUUGAACUCUCCUUCGUUGAGCCCAAAACCUUGAUCAUGACCGAACGCUUGGGUUUCAAGCCCAUCUACGCAGCUCAAACCUGUUCUUUGGACACUGAAUUAGAUGACGUAGAUGAACGCGGCGUAGCUUCGGGACGCAAACCCUUCAGUGAAGCAUCCAGGGCCAACACCUGGGCUGCCGGGCCCAACUUCUCCACCGAAUCGGACCCCAAUGGAUACGAGUUUAACAUCAAUGCAGUAUCCCCACCUUCCGACAUAGAAGAGAUCGACAUCACUCUUGGAUCUAUACGGGUUGACUUUGACGUUGUGUGUGACUCUGUGGAACUCAGCUACCCUGUUGGGAUUCAGGCUUGUGACUCAGAACCUGCCGGAACAGGUGGAUGCGACCUUCCUGAACCCAGCCCUCCUGUGCCCACCCGCCCGGUCCGUCCACCUAGACGCCUCAAAGGGGGAGCGUCAGCUGACCUUGUAGAAGAGCCAGACACUCCCAAAGCUGAACGCUGUGAUCCAGGUUCUUCCAACCGCUCAGCUGAUUCAGAGCUGGACAGUGCUAUCGGGAUGGACCCUCUCACCAGCUCAGCUGAACACAACAGUAAAUUCAGCUUCAGCAACAACAGUCUCGAGCUGAACUAUGAACCCAGUUGUCAAACUUCUUACAACUAUGGAUUCAAACUCAGCCCCGAACACCACAGUGAAGAGAUUCUCGAUCCUUUUGGCACUGAACUAAGUGAUGAAGAAGCCGACAACCAAGCUUCAUUUGAUCCGUACGAAUUUGAGCCUACCGCUCAACCUGAGACCCAAGACGAGUUUGACCCUUACGAGUUUGGACAAACCUCUCAUGCCACCAACCAAGACACAUUUGACCCCUAUGGUUUCAAACUCGUACGUUUUGAGACUGACAACCAAGCUAUUGUCGACCUACACAGCGGCGAUGGUACCAACCUUAAAGACAACAAUAACAGAACCAAAAGGGACCCCUUUAGCUUUGAUUUCAGUAACGCAGCAUCAAUGGACCCCUAUAGUUCAGAACCCAGUAAUACUGCAACAAUGGACCUCCUAGGUCUGGAACUCAGCAGAGCCAACAGUGUUGCUGAGUCAGACUGUAACAAUCCUACAGCGUCUGACCCAUUAGGAACAGUACAAACCAUGGCAACUGGAAGCAACCUAUUAGACCUGGACCUUGUGUUUGGAAGCAGUAGUUAUGGUAACCCUGAGGUCGCCCCUGACCUCGACCCCUGUGAGCCUAGACCGGGAAACCCCGCUGGUCCAGACAACUUUGCGUUCAGAGCGAGAGACACCGCCCACUCUGAGUCUGUUUCUGACUGGAUGACUAUUAAGGUCAGUGGCUCUGUUGUUUGAUACUCUGGGAACAUGUGUGUACUGGAUGUGUGAGUGUGUUUACUGUAUGGUUGCGCAUGUGGUGUACUGUAAGCAGGGGUGUGUAGCUGUGCGUUCGUGUGCAAGAAAGGCGUGUGUGUGUGUGUGUGUGUGUGUGUGUGUUUGUUUGUGCAUGUGUGCAUAUUUGACUGUUUACGAUCCAGUGACAAUAACUUCAUUUGUAUUCUUGCCUCACAGACCAACUCCAGGGAGUCCUUGUCCUUCGGCCCAGUCAACCCCCGCACACGCAGCCUGGACAAAUGAACCAUUCCCUGGGAAGAAGUCACCAGUCUGGCCAGGAGUGUACUGCAGGAUAGCCCAACGAUGGGGAAGUAGAUGGAAAGAUAGGAGGUGAAGGAAGGAAUGAGAGAAAAAAGAGAGUGUCUCUUUUCACCAAGCUGGCAGGAUUCACCUUCACCCCUAGUCAUUGCAUUGAUUUAAAAAUGAUCGAUAUGUUCAUUGAAAAUCAUAAUUUCAUUGUUCUAAUCUAUGAGUUAUUAAUUGAUGAUGGUUGCUUUGCAGUUGUAAGGCGUUGGUUCAUUCUACACCCUGUUAUAGGUGCAAUAUAGUACUGAAUCUGGGUCCAGAUAUAGGUAGAGGUGAGAAUAUACAAUUCCACAUCCCUGAGACCUCAAAUGUAAGUUUAUUAUCCUGUUUAUCUUGAAACUCUUUAACCAUCCAUCCUUUAUCCAUCCUUUAUCAGAAAUAUAUGAGGUGUCAAGGGAUAGGGUAAAGGGUGGAGUGAAUAAUUUGGAAUUGAGCUUUCUGCAAAUACAACCAAUAAUAUUUGAUGGAGGUGAGCAAACCAGGUUGGUAGAAUGCAGGGUCUGAGCUUUUUUAUGUUUGAGCAUUAUGUGUCAACUGUAAAUUAAUAGUUGAAUCGUUUUUAAGUAAAG
This is a messenger RNA of Coregonus sp. 'balchen', 5904 nucleotides long. NCBI's taxonomy places the organism in Eukaryota, Metazoa, Chordata, Actinopteri, Salmoniformes, Salmonidae. The record is from the annotation of a GenBank genome assembly.